Molecule: messenger RNA, 3879 nt
Organism: Penicillium manginii
Lineage: Eukaryota; Fungi; Ascomycota; Eurotiomycetes; Eurotiales; Aspergillaceae
Product: ABC transporter B family protein
Exons: 10
Coding region: 1-3879 (1292 amino acids)
Biological process (GO): transmembrane transport
Cellular component (GO): membrane
Molecular function (GO): ABC-type transporter activity; ATP hydrolysis activity; ATP binding
Source: RefSeq, a predicted model, not a curated record
AUGGGAGCCUCUCCAGAUGAGCCCAAAGCUCUUGUUUCAGGGAGGCAGAAUACACCGGAGGUGCCUCCCUCUUCAUCUUCACCAGAUGACGAACAACUGGAACUUGAUGUUAUCAAGGUCGAUGAAGAUUCCAAGCAGGAUAAGGAGAAGAAAGAUGAGGCCGAGCAAGCUGCCUCGUUGGGAAAUUAUUUCAGAAUCCUGUCCUACUUGACUAUCAAAGAUCGCAUGGUCCUGGCAGUCGCUCUGAUAUCCUCGAUGGCCUCCGGAGUGCCACUGCCUCUGAUGAAUAUUAUUUUCGGUCAGCUGGUUGGUAAAUUCGGGAACUAUUUUCUUCCCCACUCAACCACAACUGAAAGCGAAUUCAAAGCUUCUGUCAGUCGAUUAAGUCUGUUUAUUGUCUAUCUUUUCAUUGCAAAGUUCGUUUUGACUUAUUUUUCCAUGUACUGCUUUCGCGUUACUAGUCUUCGAGUCUCUGCAGCAUUGCGACUGGAGUACAUGAGCUCUCUCUUUGCUCAGCCUAUCAGCAAACUGGACCAAGUUUCAGUCGGCACCGUUGUCAAUGCAAUCACUACCUCCUCGAACUCAAUUCAACAAAGUAUAUCCGAUAAACUGGCAAUUCUAUUCCAAUCACUCGCGCUAUUGAUCUCGGCCUAUAUCAUCGCCUUCAAAUAUUCAUGGGCUCUGACACUUGCGACUAGCUCGGCCAUCCUCUUUAUCGUGAUCGUCUGCUCUUUAACAGUUCCGGCGAUUAUGAAGAUCCAGCAGGAGGUGGACAAAGCGAAUGAAAAGCAUUCAACGAUCGCAGCGGAGGUCUUUGGAUCCAUCCGAACAGUGAUUUCACUUGGUGCCGAGGCGCCCCUGGCCAAAAAGUAUUGUCAGUGGGUCGAGGAAUCGCGCAAAAGAGGGACCAAACUAUCUGUCAUCAUGGGGUUUCAAUUUGGCCUUCUUUUCUUCGCCAUGUAUGCCAGCUACUCCCUGGCGUUUUGGUUGGGAUUGAAACUGUUUCGGGAGGGCCAUAUCCCGAACAUUGACACAGUCAUCACGGUAUUCUUUUCCGUCAUGAUCGCUGUGAGUAUUCUCGGAAGUAUCGCGUCGCCGUUGAUGAUGAUUUCCAAAGCAGCCAGUGCUGCGACUUCAUUCUUCGACAUAAUCGACGCGGAGAGAAUUGCCGCAGACGGAGACCGGGAUACAGACGCGCUGGCUUCGGGAGAUAUCGUAUUUGAAAAUGUUCGGUUUUCAUACCCGGCACGACCGGAUACGCAAAUUCUCUUCAACUUGAAUGCGCGAUUCGAACGAGCGAAAACAACUGCCAUCGUGGGCCCAUCUGGAUCGGGAAAAAGCACGAUCGUCGCACUUAUAGAAAGGUGGUACUCGCCGGAAAGUGGCGGUAUUUCAGUCGGUCCGCGCAAUAUUGCAGAGUUGGAUCUCAAGUGGUGGAGAUCUAAUAUUGGGCUUGUGCAGCAAGAGCCAUUUCUGUUCAAUGAUACAAUCUUCAAAAAUGUUUCGUUUGGAUUGGUUGGCACCGAGUGGGAAGACGAGUCCGACUCUGUGAAAUUGGAGAUGGUGAAGAAUGCAUGCAGAGAAGCAUUUGCUGACGAGUUUAUCGAUCGACUGGAAAAGGGAUAUGAGACUCUGGUAGGCGAGAAUGGCGCAAAAUUGAGCGGUGGUCAAAGACAACGCCUGGCUAUAGCCCGAAGCAUCAUUAAAGAACCGACUAUCUUGAUUCUAGAUGAAGCCACCAGCGCCAUCGAUGUCCGUGGGGAAAGAAUUGUUCAGGCAGCCCUCGAUCGUGUCUCUAAGAAUCGAACAACUAUUGUGAUUGCUCACCGGCUCUCCACUGUUCGGCGGGCUGAUAAAAUCAUUGUUCUCCGAGGAGGCAUGAAUGUCGAAGAAGGAACCCAUGAUGAUCUUCUAGCGAUGGACGAAGGCCUUUACAGAGGCCUGGUCAAUGCCCAGAAACUCGACACCGCUGCGGAUGACGACGAGGAUACGGUAGAAAUUACAGAAGCCUUGAAGCAAGAGAUUGACUAUUCUACGACGGCCUUGGAAGAUUCACAAGAAAACAACAAGAAGAAAGUUGACAAGCGUGGCUUCUUCAGAAGUGUUGGACUUUUAAUGUACGAGUCACGAAGCCAUUGGAAAUUCUUCUUGCUGGCAUUGCUCGGAAUUUUGGGCGCUGCUUCUGCCUACCCUCUACAGAGUUGGCUUUUCGCCAAGCUCAUUCAAGUCUUUUCUUUUACGGAUCAGAAACUGGUUGACGCCGCCAAUUUCUGGGCAUUGUGGUUUUUUGUCCUCGCUCUAGGCAUUGCAGCCUGUUACGCAACAAUUGGAUUUUCGGCUAACAGACUCGCUAUCGAAAUGUCCUCAACCUCACGAAGAGAAUACUUUGAAAAUAUUCUUAGAAAGCCUGUUCCAUUCUACGACCUGAGCGAUAAUGCCUCCGGAUCUCUCGUUUCACGCCUGGCCACCGACCCCAAGCAAAUCGAAGAUCUGAUCGGAAUCAACGGGGUCUUCCCCGUCAUUUCUCUAUGCAGCAUGAUCGGUUGCAUUGCAAUUGCUUUCUCCUUUGGCUGGAAAUUGAGUCUUGUGGCCACUUUCGCUGCUCUUCCUUUUGUCUUCCUUGCCGCCUACAUGCGUAUCCGGUAUGAGCUGGAAUUUGAUGCGAUGAAUUCUGCCGUCUACUCGGGUAGCUCUCAGUUCGCUGCUGAAGCCAUCGAGGCCUUUCGCACCGUUUCAGCACUGACGAUGGAAGAUUCUAUUUUGAAACGCUACUCGACUCUGCUGCAAGAACAGCAGAAUAAGGCUUUUCGGAAAGCCUGGUACGCCACUCUUGUGUUUGCAUUCUCUGACAGUGUUGAGCUUUGUGCGAUGGCCCUCACCUUCUGGUAUGGUGGCCAGCUACUCGCAUCUAGAGAAUACGAGCCCACUGCCUUUUUUGUUGUCUACAUGUCCAUCAUUCUAGGUGGACAGCAAGCUGGUCAAUUCUUCAGCUAUGGACCCAACAUUGCCCAGGGAACCGCUGCCGCGAACAGAAUGCUGGACUUCCGCCCCUCCCUGGAAAGUUCUGAGAACUGCCCUGAGAAGCGUGAGAUUGAUCAAUCCUGUGGAUCUGGAGCACAUAUUGAGUUCAAAAAUGUCGCCUUCAAGUAUGACUCCCAGGAGAAGCCACUAUUCACCGGUCUUGAUGUCAAUAUAGAAAGUGGCCAAUUUGUCGCGUUCGUUGGUGCCUCGGGUUGUGGUAAAACAACGACCAUCUCGAUGCUCGAGCGAUUCUACGAUCCUUUCCAAGGAACUCUUCUUCUCAAUGGAGAAGACAUUGCCAACAUAGACAAAGCUACCUAUCGCCGAUCAUUGUCCUUGGUUGCUCAAGAACCGCGUCUUUUUGAAGGCUCCAUCCGGGACAACAUCACUCUCGGGCUUGACAACUCGGAAUAUACCGAAGAAGAACUAAUCCAAGCAUGCAUCGAUGCUGAGAUCCAUACAUUCAUCACUUCCCUUCCCGAGGGAUACUCAACAGAUCUAGGGAUAAAAGCCCAGACAGCUCUGAGUGGUGGUCAGCGACAAAGACUCUGCAUCGCACGUGCCUUGCUACGAAAGCCGACCCUCCUACUCUUGGACGAAGCAACAUCUAGUCUCGAUUCGCAUUCUGAAAAGACCGUCCAGGCUGCCCUCGAGCGACUAGCUGGGCGGAGAAGUAUGACAAUCGUUGCCGUUGCACAUAGACUCGCAACUAUCCAGAAAGCGGAUGUCAUAUUCGUCUUUGGAGAGAGUCAGAAUGGAAAUGGGUCGACAAUCGUUGAGCAGGGGUCGCAUCAGGAGCUACUGCGCAGCAAGGGCAUGUACUGGCAAAUGUGUCAAGCAACUGGGCUGGACAGAUAG